AUGGAGCACGUGGGGAAGAUAAUCUUUUACCAAGAGCAGAAGUUCCGGGGCGACGUUUACGAGUGCAGCAGCGACUCUCCUGAGCUGAGCGGCCACCUGAGUCGCUGCAGCUCGGUGCGUGUUAAGAGUGGUGCCUGGGUUCUGUUCGAGAGGCCAAACUACUUGGGCGACCAGUACGUCCUCACCAGGGGCGAGUACCCAGACUACCACCACUGGAUGGGCAACAAUGACAGCAUCCGCUCCUGCCACAUUAUCCCCAGUUUUUCUGGCACAUUCCGACUCUGCAUCUUCGAGAAUCCCGACUUCAGUGGUCAAAUGUUGGAGUGCAUGGAAGAUAUUAACCAGCUGUCAGACGUUUGGCCCCCGGGUGCUGUCCACUCGGCCCAAGUGCAGGACGGCUCCUGGAUCUUCUACAAGCAUCCCGACUUUCGCGGACGGCAGUACCUGUUGGAAAGGGGCCAGUACCGCCGUUUCGGAGAGUGGGCCGCCAUGGAGCCCACAGUGGGAUCCCUUAGGCGUGUCCGAGACAUUUAA
Syngnathoides biaculeatus (alligator pipefish) is the source of this 534-nucleotide messenger RNA. RefSeq names its product crystallin, gamma S3 (gene crygs3). The record is from RefSeq and is a predicted model, not a curated record. The transcript has 3 exons. Gene Ontology annotation, biological process: lens development in camera-type eye; visual perception. Gene Ontology annotation, molecular function: structural constituent of eye lens. The coding region runs from base 1 to 534 and encodes 177 amino acids. NCBI's taxonomy places the organism in Eukaryota, Metazoa, Chordata, Actinopteri, Syngnathiformes, Syngnathidae.